Molecule: messenger RNA, 3859 nt
Organism: Diospyros lotus (date-plum)
Lineage: Eukaryota; Viridiplantae; Streptophyta; Magnoliopsida; Ericales; Ebenaceae
Product: probable ubiquitin-conjugating enzyme E2 24
Exons: 8
Coding region: 917-3673 (918 amino acids)
Source: RefSeq, a predicted model, not a curated record
GGAAGGCACAGGAGAGCUUCUAUAGAGAGAGAGAGAGAGAGAGUGAGAGAGAGCAGUGUUUCUCUGCAUCUCUGCCAUGUUUGAGAGGUUCAGUCAUGGCGUGAUGGAAGGGAUUUGGAGAGGGACUUGGCCUCUCUGAAACUUCCAGUUCUUGGCAGCCUUUCUUUUCUCUGUUUCCAUCUUCUCUCUUUUCCUGGAAAGAAAGUGAAAGAAAGUGCAGGAAAAAGGAAGAAAACGGCAGGGAACACUGCAUACCAUCAUUUGAAGUUCUGGGUUUGGCUCAUUUAACCAGCUUGUGGUCUCUCUGGGUGGUUUUCUGGAUACAUUAGGCCCCAUUGACAACUCCCCAUGGGAUUCAAAUGGUCGGAGGAGCUGCAAUUGGUUCCACGUUAAUCAAUGAAUUGGCACAGCAGCUCUCUUAGACUUUCAGUUUCAGGAAAUAACGAUGGUUAAAACAGCUGAGCUCUGCAACUCAAGCCAGAAGCUACAUUUUCCUAGUUGCUGUUUCUGUUGGGUGGCUUCUACUUCCACCCCUUAAUCUGGACUUUCUAUCAGUUCUUUUUGGGCAAAUCUCCUUUGGCAAAACUUACAAGUUUCUCUAUUUGAGAAGUUGGCAAAUCUCCUUUGGCAAUCAGGAGUCUUGAGCGGACUCCCUAAAGCUCUAUUUGGGCAAAUCUCCUUUGGCAUUACAAUCUCUCCAGCUUCUGGAGAGAUUCUAUCUAGGUCUCUGCAUUCAAAGAUCAGAUUGACCUAUAAAAUCACAUUUUUCUUUUUUUGAAGAUAUAUAGCAGUAUUCAGUAUCAUAUAAUUAAUCGACUCAUAUCAUCAGCACUAGUAGAUCCUCUCUACAAUACAUCCAUCUGAAGAUAACAUUUGGGCUGGCAGAGGUGUUUGAUGUUAAAGGUUAUUGCAACUGAUGGAUUUCUUCAGUGAUUCAGACAGUUUCAGUGAGAGCAGCAUCAGUGAGGAGCAGGAUGACAAUGAAAUUUUGUAUGGUGGGCAGGCGAGAAGCAUUCUGUCGAGCCUCAAGGAAACCAUCGGAAAGAUUGAUGAUUUCCUCUCGUUCGAGAGAAGGUUCACACGUGGUGAAUUUGUUUGUUCUGUGACUGACCCUUCAGGGCAGAUGGGCAGAGUGAUCAAUGUUGAUGUGUUUGUGGACUUGGAGAGUCUUCAUGGCAAAAUAAUCACAGACGUGAAUUCCGAAAGGCUCCAAAAGAUCCGUUCCAUUUCUGUAGGGGAUUCUGUUGUGGUUGGGCCAUGGCUUGGAAGAGUGGAUAAAGUAAUUGACACUGUAACCAUUUUGUUUGAUGAUGGUUCAAAGUCCAAGUUUACCACAAUGGGUUCAGGAAAGCUCUUACCUCUUUCUCCAGAUUUGCUUGAAGAUUCAGAGUACCCAUAUUAUCCGGGACAGAGGGUGAGGGUUGAGCUCUCUACAGUUUCCAAGCCGGCCAGAUGGUUAUGCAGUAGAUGGAAGGAAAAACAGGACAAAGGAACAAUUUGUUCGGUGGAAGCAGGUUUUGUGCAUGUCGACUGGCUUGCCUGUGCUCUGGGCAGUUGCGAAAGUGUACCUGCUCCACCAUGUUUGCAGGAUUCAAAAAAUGUGACCUUGUUGUCAUGUUUCUCUCAUGAAAACUGGCAACUUGGUGAUUGGUGUGUACUUCCAACUGCUGAACUUAAAUGUUCGCAGCAGCAGGUUUUUCCAAGUUCAUCUAUUUGUGGCGUCACUAAAGAGCAGAAUCAAUAUCACGGCGGCCAGGAAAUCUUUGUUAUUGUGAAGACAAAGAGCAAGGUUGAUGUUCUAUGGCAGGAUGGCAGCUACUCAACAGGAUUAAGUUCGCAUUCACUGUUUCCUGUAAAUUUUCUAGAUGCUCAUGAUUUUUGGCCCGGACAGUUUGUGCUGGAGAAGGGUACCGGUGAGUAUCCACAUGAUCUUACUGGCCGAAGAUGGGGCACUGUAAGAUGCAUGGAUGCAAAGGAACGGAUAGUCAGAGUGAAGUGGAAAACUCUUCCAGCAAAUCAAGUGAUUGAUUUGGAGGGGGGAGAGCAGAUGGAGGAGACUGUGAGUGCUUAUGAACUUGUCGAACACCCAGACUAUUCCUAUUAUCUUGGUGAUAUAGUGAUUCGGUUGGAAAAGAACCGGUCAAUCGACAAUGCUGAAGGACAGAUCUACGAAAAACACAAGUUCAAAGAAACAGUAGUUGAUGAGGAGGCUGAUCUUGAAAGUGAAAAGUGCAAUGGAGAGAACAAUGGUUACUUGUCCCAUAUUGGCAUUGUUGUGGGCUUGAAAGAUGGGGAUGUUGACGUGAAAUGGGCGAGUGGUCAUAUGACAAAGGUUGCACCUUAUGAAAUCAUUCAAAUUGAUAAACAUGAAGGUUCUUCUCCUACUCCAGUGUUUCAAGGUGAAAAUAUUGAGCUAUUGGCUCAAGAAAUGACGACCAUUGACAUGAACCCAAAAGGAAAGGAGUUUUUCAACCCAGUUCUCUAUUCCCUCCCUGGAGCUGCUAUUGGGGUUUUCAUGAGCAUUAUGAGGAGUAUAUUUGGCUCUUUUGGUUCCAUCUCGCCCUCAGGCAUACCUGACCUCAUGCUAGAAAGGGGGAAUGUAUCAGAGGGGCAUAUAUCAGAGUCUAACAGUGAGGGAGAUGUGCCAGAAUCUUUGAACAUGAGCACAGAAGAGGAAGAAAUGGUAGAAGAUGACUUGCAGUCAUUUGGGAAGACAAAUUUGGAGCAACAAGUCAAAGAUAUACAGGAAGAGAAGGCCCCUCUAUUCUCAUCAGAUUGCAAGUGUCCAGAAGCAUUUAAGCAGUUUGAUAUGGUUACUGAUUGCUUGGACCAUCACUUUGUCGGGAAUUCUUCAAAUGGAUUAAUACUGUCACAGGUGAAAAGGGGUUGGUUGAAGAAGGUUCAGCAAGAAUGGAGCAUUCUGGAGAAAAAUCUUCCUGAAACAAUGUAUAUCCGCGUGUAUGAGGAAAGGAUGGAUUUGUUACGUGCAGUCAUCGUUGGUGCCCCUGGAACUCCAUAUCAUGAUGGACUCUUCUUCUUCGACAUUUUUCUUCCUCCUGAAUAUCCGCAUGAACCACCUUUGGUGCACUACAAAUCCGGCGGUCUCCGUGUCAACCCCAACUUGUACGAGUCAGGCAAAGUCUGUCUUAGUCUCCUGAAUACUUGGACAGGCACUGGAACUGAAGUAUGGAGCCCGGAGAGCUCCACUAUCCUCCAAGUCCUCCUAUCCCUCCAGGCUCUUGUGCUCAAUGAAAAACCUUAUUUUAAUGAAGCUGGAUAUGAUAAGCAUAUGGGAAGAGCAGAGGGAGAGAAGAACUCAAUGAGCUACAAUGAAAAUGCAUUUCUUCUUAGCUGCAAGUCCAUGGUAUAUCUACUAUGCAAUCCUCCCAAGCAUUUUGAGUCAUUUAUAGAGGACCAUUUCAGCAAGCACGCCAAGAAUAUUCUGUUGGCUUGUAAGGCAUAUAUGGAAGGAGCCCGAGUUGGAUGUGCUUUUGGAUACAAAAAAAGCGAGCAAGAAAAUCAACAGGGCAGUUCUACAGGCUUCAAGAUUAUGCUCUCUAAGGUCCUUCCUAAACUAGUGGAAGCAUUUUCUCACAAGGGAAUUGAUUGCAGCCAAUAUGAAGCAUUUUCUCACAAGGGAAUUGAUUGCAGCCAAUAUACUUAUCAAAUGUGAUUUCCAUAAGUAUAAACAUGGGUUGUGUGUGUGUAUACUUAUCAAAUGUGUGUGUGUGUGUGUGUGUAUAAACAUGCAUACAGGCAAGCCUUGGUAGCAACACCAAGGUUGCUCCUUUGUGACCGGUCAUGGGUUCAAGUUGUGGAAACAGCUUUUUUUCACACAAAAAAAAAAAAAAAAAAGCAA